AUGACUAUCCUGAGUGGUUGCUACUACUAUGUUCGCCGAAGUGAUCGAGAAUAUCUACCCCAGAUUUCACUCGAAGCCCACGCCACCAUCCUCCCGACUACAUCUUCCACGACCCUCACCCAACGAUUCGCCAACCCACUGGAAAAUUCCCUGAAGGAGGUCUCCUAUGAGUUUCCUCUCUACGACGGCGUGAGUGUUGUCGGGUUUGAGUGUCAGGUGGGAAAGCGUCGACUUCGCAGCCAAGUCAAAACAAAAGAACAAGCCAACGCCGAUUACCAGAAUGCCGUGGAACAGGGAAGAAAGGCUGCUGUCUUUGACCAUUCUGACAGAAAUGGCGAUAUUUUCUAUCUCCGUCUCGGCAGCGUCCCACCCCGCGAAUCAAUCCGGGUCCAAAUCACCUUCGUCGGAGAGCUGAAACAAGAUUCCCAAGUCAACGGCAUCCGCUACAUCCUGCCAAACGCGAUUGCCCCUCGCUACGGAAGACUUUGCGAAACACGCUACCAAGCCAGAGAUCACUAUGGACCUGCAGAGCUACAAGGAAUUGAUAUUACCGUCGAUGUCAAAAUGGAGCGAUAUUCGAUCAUCAGGAAUAUCAUGUCUCCCGGCCAUGCCGUCAAGUUCUCACUUGGUCGAAUCUCUUCAGCUCCGACAGAGUAUUCUUCCUUCGAUCCAUAUUUCGCAUUUGCAAAUCUGCGACUCGAUAAUCAAGACCAUGCUUUGCUGGAACGCGACUUCGUCCUCGUCGUCAAGGCCGAUGGAAUUGACAAAACCUUUGCCAUGCUUGAGACUCACCCGACAUUGCCUGAUCAGCGAGCGAUCAUGGCGUCAAUUGUUCCAAGAUUCAAUCUAACCCCGGCGAGCCCAGAGAUUGUCUUCAUCAUUGAUCGCAGUGGCAGCAUGCAUUCCAAAAUCCCAACCCUCAAGUCUGCGUUGCGAGUGUUUCUGAAGUCACUGCCCCUGGGAGUUUGCUUCAACAUCUGCUCGUUUGGAAGUAAAUUUACUUUUCUGUGGCCAGAAAGUCGUGUAUACGAUGCUUCAAGUCUGAAAGACGCAUUCAAUUUCGUUGGUACUGUGGAUGCGAACUAUGGUGGAACCGAGAUCGAAGAUGCAAUGAGGGCAACAGUACAAAGGCGAAUGGACAAUAGAGAGCUCGAAGUCCUCCUACUCACCGAUGGUCAAAUUUUCAAUCAGCAAUCUUUGUUUGGCUUUAUUCAACAAAUCCGGGCCACAGACACCGUCCGCGUUUUUGCUCUCGGAAUCGGUGAUGCGACGUCACAUUCCUUGAUCGAAGGUAUUGCCCGUUCAGGCAAUGGAAUCGCACAGACCGUUUUGGAUCUUGAGGAGCUGGAUCAGAAGGUGAUAAAAAUGCUCAAAGGCGCUCUCACUCCUCAAAUCCGUGACUGCACGCUUGAAAUCGAAUACGAUGACGGAAGUGAAGACAAACCCGAGAUCAUCGAUGCUGACAAUUCGAUGACCGACUCUCAAACUGAAACGGAAAGCAAUUUUCCAGCGACUUCCAUCAGAAAUACUCAACGGGUAAUCCCCAUCUUUGUCGAUGAAUUCAACGAGGCCGAAGUCAAUGUUGGAGUUCCUCAAGACGACGAUACUGCUGACCUUCCUCGUAUUGUUGCGCCUAGGAGUCUCCAAGCCCCUCACAAGAUACCUUCCCUGUACUCGUUUAUUAGGACCGACAUUUAUUUUAUCAUGGACCCUAAUCUAUCUGACAAGACUCCGCGACAUCUCAGACUCGAUGCUACUUCUAAGCAUGGUCCCCUGCAUUUGCGCAUACCAAUCACCGACACCGGAAAAAGCGCGAUGAUCCACCAACUUGCCGCACGGAAAGUGACGAUGGAGCUCGAGCAGGGAAAUGGCUGGCUCGGUGACUCUCAGGAUAAAUAUGGCAAGUCCUUUCAUCAAUUGCACUUCAACACAAAAAACCGCAUCAUCAUUCGAGAAUGUCAGGCCCUCGGUCUCAAGUACCAAGUCACCGGGAAGCACUGCUCCUUCAUUUCCGUUGAGAAUGACGAUGUCGACGAGUCCACUGGAAAGACCCAAUUUCAGGGCACAAAACCACCCAGGUUCCCCAGAGGUGAUACAGGUGAUGCCAGGUAUUCCUAUCACGCCAGAUAUUCCGAUCAUGCUAGGUAUUCCGACAUUUCUAGCUUCUCGAGAGACCAGGAGGAAGUUCCAACUGGGUCCAGCAGUGAUCGUAGUGUCCCUAAGGCGACAUGCGCAUCUGCCGCACCCCCCACAACAGACCAUGACAUUACCCCACCCGCAGGCGCACCUACGAAGACGGUAUCACCUGGGCCCAAAAAUUGGAGGGGCAGAAGGGGAGGUGAACGUACAAGCGGGCACAAAGGUGAAAGAUGUCUCGGAAAUGCAAAUUUUUGGCCUCCUGCCAUGGUGCAAACCUUUAUUGGACAAAAUAUUUCCAGAUCAUCUAGUGAACCAGGCUUUGGGACUGCUCGUCCAAUCCAACCAGAUCACUCAUCUGCUCUAUCCCAGGUUCACGCGUUGAUUGGAAUGCAAUGUUUUGAGGGAAACUGGGAAUGGAAACCCGAUCUCUUCGCGUUGUUGUACAUCUCAGAAGAUCGUGUGCGCCGCAGAAUUUGGGGGAUUAUUGUGUAUCCCAUUGCUGAGCAUGAUUGGAAGAUUUUUGCAACUCUUCUCGCUAUGGGAUUCCUCGGAGGACAUUAUUCCUCUCAAGGUACCUGGGAUCUGGUUUAUCAUAAGGCUGAAGAGUGGAUUAACAAGACUCUAAAGAAUUUGGGAGAGUAUGGUCAAGAAAUCGACAAUUCGAAAGUGAACGUUAUGGAUUUGGUUCAAGAGAAAAGUUGGUUUGCUACGAGAAGGUGGGGAAUGAGAGGAUACUAG
Molecule: messenger RNA, 2877 nt
Organism: Penicillium argentinense
Lineage: Eukaryota; Fungi; Ascomycota; Eurotiomycetes; Eurotiales; Aspergillaceae
Product: VIT and vWA domain-containing protein
Exons: 1
Coding region: 1-2877 (958 amino acids)
Source: RefSeq, a predicted model, not a curated record